Messenger RNA from Pocillopora meandrina, 12715 nucleotides. The record is from the annotation of a GenBank genome assembly. Lineage: Eukaryota; Metazoa; Cnidaria; Anthozoa; Scleractinia; Pocilloporidae.
CAAAAGAGGAAGCUGGUAGCCAGUUAAAACUGGCCACGGAAUUUUGGAAUUUUUCCUAGUGUUUACAGAGCGAUUGCUAAUACAGGUCCGGCAGAUUUUGAAGAUUAUGUGUUAAAUUUAUUAGCUCAAGUUCAGCGCUAAUACCCGCCUACAAGAUGAGAGAAGUGGUUCUCACUGCAGCCAGCUUGGCGUUAACUGGGGCUGUUGUUGCGAAUGCCUACUACCAAAAGAAUCAAUUUUACCCUUCUGUCGUGUACUUAACUAAAUCCAGUCCAAGUAUGGCGGUAAGCUGCUAGUUUUGACCGAAUGAAUUUAUCAGGAAAUCUGUCUUUUGUCGGUGAAUGUAGCCGAUCAUCUGCUAUGUAUUGAAAUGAUGAAGCCUUACGUUUGUUUUGACAUGAACUCUGUCAUUCUCUCCGGUAGGUUUUGUACAUUCAAGCGUUCGUGCUUGUUAUUCUGUUCGGUAAAAUGAUGCGAAAGGUAUUCUUUGGACAGUUGCGAGCAGCUGAGAUGGAGGUAAAGUACUCUUCAUUACAAAUUAAUCUUUCGGUCACAAAUAGUGGGAUAAAAUUGGUCUCUUUGCUUAAAAGUGAGUGUAUAAAACUGUCAAGCGAUCGAGUUUCUGUGACUAGUGUAAGUUGUUGGAGGUACCAUAGUAAAUAAGGCUAUAAUUGCAAAUAAAUUAUUUCACCUCUCUUUCCUUAAGAGAGGUUAAUUGAUUUAUCUCCUCUUUGUCUUAAGCUUUGACUCUGAUAUCCCUUUUCAAGUGCCAUAAAUUCCUCAGUCUAGUUUGCAAUUUCAAAUUUCAUUCUUUCCUUUAGUUCACUUUCCCAAAAAGCACUCUCAAACAAACUGAUCUUAACACAUUCUUUUCGUUCUUUCAGCAUUUGAUAGAGAGAUCAUGGUAUGCAGUCACUGAAACCUGCUUGGCAUUUACAGUUUUCCGUGACGACUUUAGUCCUCGAUUUGUUGCUCAGUUUACAAUGUUGUUGUUUCUAAAAUGCUUCCAUUGGUUGGCGGAAGACAGGAUUGACUACAUGGAAAGAAGUCCUGUAUUGACAUGGUUAUUCCAUGUCCGAGCAGUUUUGCUUCUCAUGUUUCUGGGGAUGGUGGAUGCAGUUCUUGUGCAUGUUGCUUAUAAUACAACUAUGCAAAGUGGAGCAUCAGUACAACUUGUUUUUGGAUUUGAGGUUAGAAUAGAGAUUGAAACAGCUUUUGAUUAUCAAUAACAAGGGCAUGAAUAGUAUUUUAUAGGAGAGGGAGAGGUUAUGAUUAAUUAAGAGGGAGGUUUUAAUUAUAAACGUCUGCAUGUCCUACAUGAAGUGGCUUAUAUCAGCUUCUAAUCAUGUGGGAUGAUGAACUGGCAAAUGGAGUAUUUAUCCCAGGAGGAUAUUUACACUGGACAGAUUCUUGGGAUUUGUACAUUUUCUCAAACCUGAAUCACAAGAUUUAAAGUGUUAUUGACUCAGAAAUACAAGCAGAGGUCAUAAGUAUCUCAGGAUCUUCUCCUUCCCUGAUCUAACCUUACCCCUGCAUUACCUACUGUGGAGAAAUGGUUAGGUUGCUGGAUUUUGCACUGAAAGGUUCAGGUGUGAGGUUCAUUUUGGCAAAAUACUUUACUCUCAUGCCAUAAAUCUUUCAGAGGGACUUUUACAGAGUGUUUGGAGAAGGAGGGUUGGGGGGGGGGGGUGUAACUUGCAAUGUGCUUUGGUAAUUUCCCAUUCAGGAGGAAAAGCAACUUUCCUUGUUGUUUCAUUCUGCUGAAACCUGAAUGAGCUCAGGACAAAAGUGCAAAUUCUAUGCAGGAAAAUAAUGCAGACACAUGCGUUAGUAAAUGAGGAUUUAUAAUUCAAGACAUGAUGGUCAUUUAUAACAGGAAUAUGAACUGUGUUGAAGUGGUGACUUGCAGAACUUUACCAAAAAUAAUUUUUUUACCUCUCUGUGAGCUUCAUCUAGGCCCCUGAUUUAAAUUUUUUUCACAAUUUUUGUUGCAGUAUGCCAUUCUGUUAACGAUAGUAGUAACCAUCCAGAUGAAAUACAUCCUGCACAUUGUAGACCUUCGAAGUGAAAAUCCAUGGGAUAACAAAGCUGUGUAUCUAUUGUAUACUGAAUUAAUUACAGGUAACACUGAUUCUAUUUUAUUUACCAAACCCUGUUAAUGUCGCAAAGCAAGAUAUUUGGAGGUGUAACAAUAUUUGUGUCAAAGUUUGGCUCAAGAGGUCUAGGAUUUUGACUGGAUGAUUUUCUCUGAUCCUGUGCAUUGCAAUUCACAAUUAUGUAAUUAUUGACUGAGUAAGGGAAUCUGUUAGGAAAAUAAGUUUUGGUCAUGAAGUAUGGAAGGGAUGCAGCAUGACAUAGAGCAAAGUAUUUUCCAAUGUCACCCAACCCAUGCUGUGACUUAUGCCCCAUUCACACCAAAGCUUAAACAUGUUUAAAAGUUGUUUUGUUAAACACAGUUUAAUUUUUUUUUUCUUCAUAGAAACUAUUUAACCGAAUAUUUUUGACUUGAAUGUAGCACAUUGGAAAUGCAAGUUAGCAAGUACUUGAAUCCAAUGGAAAAUCAAGUUUUUCGGUUCUCUGUUUAUAAUUUUCAUUCAAUGAAAACCAGUUUAACAAAACAUGUUUUGCUGGUGUGAAUGGGGUAUAAGUCAAUAAGCAAUUUAUAAUACCACCUCCACCGUUUCACUUUCUUUCUUUCUUUUGUUAUGGCAUACAACCUUCAUACAAGGAUUUUUGUCUAAAAUAUUUUAACAAAAGUGCAUGUGGGUCAUAUUCAUUUCAUGAUUAUUUCUUGUUAUUUCUUUUGUCAUAGGUUUUAUCAAGAGUGUUCUUUAUAUUUGUUUUAUGAUCAUCAUGAUCAAAGUACAUACAUUCCCACUUUUUGCCAUUAGACCCAUGUACUUGACGUUACGGUAAGUCUCUUGAUUUUUCUUAAAUCAAGCAUUGCAUCACAAAGAACCAUUGUUUUAUCACAAAUAUAUACUGGUAACUAGGGGAAAAUUCAUUUGAUUGUUGUUAAACCAAAUUAUUUGCAACAACUUAUGAGAAGAAAGAAAAAUAUCAUUGUAAACAUUAAGAAAUCAUAAUAGUUUAGUUUUCAGUGUAUUAAUGUCCCUUAAAAACAGUGGUGGAAAUUUUUCAGACCAAUCACUAAGGUUAAAAAAGGAAUAACAAAAUAAUGUGAGAUAACUUUAAGAAUUGAAUUGAAAACUUCUCCAAACUGAGUCAACUACCUUGUAUGCAUAGGAAUCAAAGAAAAUUUUCCUAGGGAAGUGCAUAAACCAAACAACAAACACAUUAACCUUUUAGCUGUAUUUCCAAUCCAAUGAUGUAAUAAUUUAAUCCUUUAACUCCCAAGAUCUGAUUGUUUAGUUUCCCCUCUUGCUGCUACACAACUACUUGCAAAUUAGUGGCAAGAAUUUGGUGUACAAUCAAGAUAAGAACUUCUACCUGAUAAGUUUGAGUAUUCUCAUUAACUGUUUGCUAAAAAUAGUGAGGAAAUUAUAGGAAGAAGUUAAAUGUUAGUCACUUCUGGGAGUUAAAGGGUUAAAAGAAAGCUGAUGCUUAAACAUCAUUUUCAGGCCUUCUUGUUAAUUAAGGUGCAGAGCUUAAUCCUUUUUCUGGUUUCAUUGCAGGGGAUUCAAGAAAUGUAUUAGUGAUGUUAUUAUGUCUCGGCGUGCUAUUUCAAAUAUGAAUACACUGUGAGUACCAGUAGAUGUUUAUUUCUGGGAACCCUUUCCCAUUUGCCAACCUCAUAGGACAGCUAAGACUGUGGCUUUGUUUGAUCGCUUGUGAAUGUCUAUUCUCCAAACCAGAGGAUUCUCUUCUUGGAGAUCUGUUAACUUUGUCAAAUAGAAACUGUUAAAGGAUGAAUUUUACUGGUCUACUUAUUAAUCAAGGCAAGUGCUGUGAUGUAAUUUUUUUUUCCUUUGUGUCUUGUCUAGUUAUCCAGAUGCCACACCUGAAGAACUCCAACAAGGGGACAAUGUAUGCAUUAUAUGUCGUGAAGAAAUGACCACAGGCUGUAAAAAAUUACCAUGCAAUCACAUAUUCCACACAAGCUGCUUACGCUCUUGGUUUCAAAGGCAGCAAACAUGUCCAACAUGUAGAAUGGAUGUACUUAGACCUCAGCCCCCACCACAGCCUCAGCAGCCGCCACCCCCACAAGCUCCUCAGCCCCCUUUUGGCUUCCAUCCCAUGGGGGUUCCUCCUCCCCCUAUGGGAAUUCCCCCUACCCCAGGGGUACCACCCCAAGGUCUACAAAAUGGUAAGAACUUGUUAGAAAUGAGACUCAUUUGUGCCUGUAAAAACUUCAUGGUUGUGUUUUGUAAAACUUGCAUCCUUCUUCCCUUAACUGAUUUUUUUGUUGUUUUUUUAUUUCUUUUUGCCUGAUGUUUGCAGCACCCAAACUACAAGAAUUGUACUGGUUGAAUCAUACAAAUAGGCUUUGUAAACCUGCUUCACAUCAAUCAUUGUAUCUGUUCCAAUCUUUCUCUGAGAAGUGGAAUAUGUAUAUACAUGGUGCUUCUAUCAAAAGUUUUCCUAUCAAUUGUUCAAGCUCAUUCUCAUUUCAUUUUCUCAACUCAUCCCUUAUUAACCCCUCAACCCCUAAGAUCUGAUUGUUAAUUCUCCUCUCUUUCUGUUACAUAUUUAUUUGUAAAUUAGUUAUGAGAAUUUGGUGUUAGAUCAAGAUAACAACUUCUACCUGAUAAGUUUGAGAAUUCUCAUUUCCUGUUUGCUGAUAAAAUGUAUGGAUAUUAUAAGGAGAAGUUACAUGUUGAUCACUUCUGGGAGAUAAAGAGUGAAAGAAUAUAAUUCACAUCACUUGAUACAUGUUAACCCUUUGACCCCUAAGAGUGACUAAAGGAGUUCUUGAUUGUUAGACAAAUUCUCCCUGUCAGCACUUUAGGAAAUAUAUAGAGAACAGUGUGGAGAAUAUGAUAACUGAUGUUUGGGUAUAAAGGGUUAAUGUCUUGUCGUUACUCUUAGCUCCUCCAGUCAUGUUUCCUGGUUGGCCACCAAUGGGUGUUCCUCCAUUUCCACCAGGACAACAACCUCCUGUCCCAUCACAAGCACCUGCCCCUGGUGUUACUUCUGCUACUGGUUCUAGUAGUCCUCCACAACCAGGUAUAAACACAGCCCUUUUGUAAUCUUUUUCUUCACAUUUUAUUGUAUAAAUCAUGAGACGCUUUAUCCAAGGCUGUCACUAAGUUUUGAAGUAAUCAUUAUGUUGGAGAUAUCACCCAUAGCAGUGGGAUGUGUGACCUGGUGUAAUGUAACGGCAAUCUAUAUCAUGAACUUAAUAUAUGAUAUCAAGUGAGCUCAGUUGUAACAGGUGUUAUACAUAAUUGAACAUUAUACACAUAAUACACAUUAACACAAUCCUAUUAACCAUCCUGCAGAUUUCUUUAAGUUGUUUUGCAAAACCAACACUAUAUGUCAGCCCCUCAAGAAAGAAAACAUAUUUCACCCUUUAUCAGUAACUGCUAUUGAAAUGUGGCGGGUCAUUCCAGAAACAAAUUUCUUUUUAACAUUUCAUGUAAACUUCUGUGCAGUUAUUGAUAUUUUCAUGAUGAACAAGCAAGUUUUUAAUGUAACUUUGGCAUAGAUCUCUGGUCUUGUGUGAAGGAAUUUAAUGUUUUUGUAUUUUUCUGGCAGGUCCAAGUUCAGCUCAGGAUGCCAGCCAAACACAGGUGUUGUGCUUUUAACUUCACUAUCAAUAACUAAUAUGAGACACAGCUGUGAUUUAUUUGUUUUAGUCUGUGGAAAUAAAUUUUAUUUGCCAGGGUUCAACUCUUUUUGCAUCAGACUCAGUCAAUAUGUCUUACUGAGUUUUAAUUGUAAAGUUCAGGACCCAUUUGUUCAAAGGACAGAUAUUGCUAUCUACCGGAUAGAGAUUUAUCUGGUGUUUAGGGUUAUCCAGCCUUUGAAUGACUGAAGCCAGAAUAUUUUAUUGUUUGGAGUUGCAAGACGAAUUUCAAGAUUUCUAUUUGUUAAGUUUAGUGAAAGGUUGUUGACCAACUACUAAGGAAAAGCAUGCCAACUGCUUUUGUCACUCAUUGUAUGCUUGUGGAUCUCUGAUUUAAAUCACACAUCAUUAGCUUCUGAGUUUUUUAGUUGAACCACAGGCAAAAGGAAUUAUGAAAGACUUAAAGACAGACACUUACGCUGUGUUUCCUUUCUGUUCUCAGUUAUUUUUUAUUUUCUCUUCUUCAGAUGCCAGGAUUUGGGAUGCCUCCACCAUUUAUGUUUCCUCCACCUUUCAUGAUGCCGCCUUUCAUGUUUGGUAAGUUGUCAGGGUUUAUUUGCUCAAUGAAAUAAGAUGCAAUUGCUUUUAUAUGAGAAGAAUUUUGAUUGGUUCUUCCUUAUGAUCUAAUGGAUAGUAGACCCAUAGAUGAUGUCACAAUAAAAAUCAUUUUCAUUUUUAUCAUACAGUGCAAAUUUAUAGAUUUGAUGUUGCCGUGGUUGUGUUCAGUUAUGGAUCACAGAAAAUGUCAAAAAUCCUUUAACCAUUAAGAAUGACCAACAGUUAAUUUCUCCUUACAGUCUUAGCCUUAAAUCAAAUGUAAAGGCUGUGAGAAUAAAGGAAGUGAUCAUCAAUUUAAGAAGCUCAUGAUUAUCAAGCAAAUUCUCCUAGUCAAUGCCAUAAGAAAUCUAUAAAAAACAGUAUGGAGAAUCUGCACCCUGAUGUUAGGAUGUACAGGGUUAAUUGGGUGUGUGUGUGAUUAUUUUUCCCAUUAGGUGAUCUCAGCAUGCCUCCCAACAUGGACUUUUUGUCUCUAAAUAUUGAACAGCUGGUAGCUGUUGAAGGUCAGGAAAGACAGAAUGUGGAAGCAAGGAUAAACAUGUUACGGACUGUACAUGCCCUGUUGGAUGCUGCCAUAGUGCAGCUUAAUCAAUACACUCAGAUGGUAAAUGCGCAGAGGUAAGUUAAGUAAAUGAAAGUUCACGUAAAGCAAUGAUUCGUGUGUGUGUGCUGGAAUUUAUGCAAUUUCAGCGAAGAAAUCAAAAAUAAAAUCAGGCUUCAACAGGGUUCGAACUCCUGCUUCCCAGAUACUAUUUGGCAGGUACACGUCAGGAGCAAGGCACAGUUUAGAGGGUUCUUCAAUCCUGUAGAGGAAUCCAUAUCAUUAAAAUUGUGAUUAAAUUAAUGUUCUUGAUCAAUUUUUAAAUGGUCCUUAAGGGAAAGCUGCAAUCCACUUUAUGAUUGGUUCUUUCCUGAAAAGGAAUCUGAUCACAUUUUCUUUCGUUUAAAAUUAUUAUUGAAUUAGUGUUCUUGGUCAAUUUUUAAAUGAUCCUGGUGGGAAAACUUCAUUCCAGUUUGUGGUUGGUUCAGAAAGUCAGAGCUUUUUGCUCAACCAGUGGGAUGCAAAGCUCAAACUAACCACAAGUUGGUAACCCACAGAGCGGAAAAGAGGGAGGCCUGGUACGGAGUCUACCUACUCCACCACUACCUUUGCUCCGUUUACAAUCGCGCGUCGUUUUACUGACUGAACACAGUAAUUCCCCUCACGUGACUGCCUCGAGAGGCAGACUAGCCUCCUUGCCUGCCACAAACAGUAGACCCAUUUGCUAAAUCACCUCCGACUUUUCUUUGCGAAAUAACAAUCAUCAGGUGAAAUAACAAUCAUCAUGGGGUGAAAUAACAAUCAUCAUGGCGGGAAGAAGCAAAAUUUUUAGUUCGCCUAUACUUUGGUUUCUUUUUGGCUUUUCUCUGUACAUAUUGGCAUGUUUAAGUGGCAAAGAUGCACACAUCGGACUAGAUAUGCGCCUCGUCAAAGUAAACAAGCAAAGCUGGGAUAAUCAUUGGUUUUUGAAACCGAUAUCUUCCAUUUUGUUUCGACUCAAUAUCCGCCAUAUUGGAUUCGUGUGGAAAGCUCGAGUCAGAUUCAGGAAUUCGAGAGUCAACUACUACAGCAACUCCGAUGCAAGCUUCAACUUUGAAUAUUUACAACUAUGUGGCGACAUAUGUCCUAACCCGGGGCCUGCUCCCCUCUGUUUGAUACUUCACGUGGUGAGAGACAAUGGAAAGCAAGGAGUAUCCAUCGGUCACUCGAACGUGCGAGGCCUCCGUAAGAACCUCCCCGAAGUGAAAAUACUUUUACAGCAUACCAACCUGGAUAUCCUAACCAUUUCUGAAACGCAUCUGACACAAGAUAUAAGCGAUAACGAAGUAAACAUCGAUGGAUACCGAAUUCUGAGAAGAGAUAGGUCACACAAAGUAGGAGGCGGAGUCGCUAUUUACUUUAACAUUAGCCUAGAUUGUGUACGUAUAUCCAAAUAUGACAACGACGGCAUUGAAGCUCUCUGGAUUGAAUUGAAAGCUCACUCGCAAAGAUUACUUGUGGGUUGUGUAUAUAGACCUCCUGACGUUACAUCUUUCUUUGAUGAAUUCAACCAAGUAUUGAGUACAAUUUGGAUGUCUCGCAGGAAUGUUGUGAUCGCUGGUGACUUCAAUUCAGAUCAGCUUGCUACUAAUGGAAAUGGUGCGAAAUUCAAACGCAUCUUACAAUCUUAUAACUUUUGUAACAUCAUAAAAGCACCCACAAGAACCUCAGCACAUUCUAACACUUUGAUCGAUCUGAUUUUGACUAUCAAUACCUCAAAGGUCUCAAAGUCUGAUGUGAUUGAGUAUUGCAUAGCUGAUCACAAAUUCAUCUACGUUAUCUACAAGCUGAAGAUCAGGAAUCCAAAGCCUUUUUAUUAAAUAUGUCCACAACUUCAAGAACGUGUUGGAAAACCCGAAAGACUUCAAACAUGACCUGGAAAGUGCUCCCUGGUGGGUCUGUUCCACCUUUGAGGACUUGGAUGACAUCACUUGGGCUUGGAAUUGCAUGUAUAAUAUUAUUGCAAGCAGUCACAUUCCCUUACGUAAAGCCAAGGUUAGAAAAAAUUCACUACCUUGGAUGAACAGUGAGAUCCGGAAAGAGAUGAAUAAGAGAUAUAAACUUCUGAAAGCCUGUGAUGGCACACCCGCUACUAAUAAACUCUGGGUUGAUUACAAAUCCUCUAGGAACAAAGUAUCUAAGAUGCUACGACGUGCUGAAGCUCAAUAUUGGAAAAAGAAAUUUACAGAGACCAAGGACUCAAAAUCUUUCUGGAAAACUGUGAACGAGGCCACUGGAAAACCUAAGAAUAAACAUAUUGGCCCCCUCAGAGAUGCUGAAAAUAAGGAAAUCACAAAUGACUACGAGAAAGCUGAACUGAUUAACUCUUACUUCAUAAAUAUUGGCAAGGAACUAGCUGAAAAAUUCCCCGAAGUUGAUGAUCCCCAUCAAUUCAUGUACAGAGUUACCCCCACUGUGCAGGUCUUGGAGGUCAACAUCAACAAACUCAAAACUGAUAUCAAGACAAUUAAAAUUAACAAAGCAUCUGGUCCUGAUGGCAUCUCUUCUCGUAGCUUAGCUAUUGCAGGAACAUCCGCCCUAGAGGGCAUUGUAACUGUUUUCAAGAGCAGCAUGGCUCAGUCCAGCUUCCCUAACACAUGGAAGAUUGCAAAAGUUAAUGCAAUCUUUAAAAAAGGAAACCCAGCAGAUGUUUCAAAUUAUAGGCCAAUAUCACUUUUAAAUAUCCCCAGCAAGCUGCUCGAAAGCCAGAUCUGCAACAUAAUUGAUACCCAUCUGAACAGCUGUGGCAUAAAAAGCUGUAAACAGUGGGGGUUUAGCAAGGGACUAUCGACUGAAGGAAUGCUUACCUCUAUGACUGAAGGAUGGAAGACAGCAUUUGACAAUGGUCUGACAGUUGGAGCAGUCUUUAUUGACUUCCAGAAAGCUUUUGACACUGUCCCCAUUAUAUUUUAUCGCAUAAACUACACGCCAUUGGAAUAUCAGGAUCUCUUCAUGAAUGGCUAAUGAGCUAUCUUACUGAUAGAUGUCAAUUUGCUGAAGUUAAUAAUUGCAGGUCGGUCACUGACUAUGUGCGAUAUGGAGUCCCUCAAGGCUCGCUUCUGGCCCCCGGCUCUACACCAUAUAUGUUAAUGAUCUCCCUGACCACAUCGACUCGGGAGAUCUAUACAUGUAUGCAGAUGACACUACAGUUUACUGUAUUGGACCAAAUGUUGACCAGGUUAUGUUGUCACUAAAUAAAUCAUUGGAGCAAGUUCUCCUGUGGAGCAUUAAGAAUCAGCUAACCAUCCACCCAAUUAAAACUGAAGCAAUGAUACUAAGUAAAACCUCUUUUGUUGGGCCUAUACCUCCCCUCCACUUUAACACUGGCCAUAUCGACCUGGUUAAUUACACCACUUGUCUUGGAGUUAAAAUUGACAAUAAGCUGACAUGGUCUGUGCACAUUGACUCAGUGAAGAAAUCUUUUACGCAGAAGGUUGGAGCGUUGAAGAGAAUGAGAAUCCUUCCGAAGAAGGUUCUCGAGGAAAUAUACUUUAAAACAAUUAUCCCCAGUGUAACGUAUGGAAUUUCGGUAUGGGGAAAUUGUUCUCCUUCCGCACUGAACUCUCUAAACCAUAUUCAUGCAAGAGCAGCUCGUAUUGUGAAUAACCUCGACUCAACGAUGGCAGAUGACACAUGUCUCAUGAAAUCCGACUGGCUGCCCAUCUCUUACUUCUAUAAAAAAUCUGUACUGUUCCUCUUGCACAAAGUAUAUUUUGGAACAACGACCCAGUCGAUAUGUGAACUGUUUUUUAAAAGAGUUUCUUCUAGAUCUUCUCGUGUUCCUAACCAAUUUAAUGUCAUUAGAUUUAGAUCAGAGACCGGCAGGAACUCCCUACGAUACAGAGGUCCUGUUAUUUGGAAUUUUGUAAAUAGAUUAGUUAAAGUACCUGAAAGUUUUUAUUCUUUUAAACAAAUCUUACGUAAACAUGUUAAGACUAUUGACAAUUUUUCAUUUGAGAAAGAGGCAACAGUAGUUGCCAACAGAAAGGACCAUUUCAUUUACUUUUAGAUUUAUAUGUUAGUCUUAGUGAACACCAUUUUAUUUGUAUAUAGUAGUUCUAAGUUAUUAUUGCAAUUUUUAUAUAUAUGUAAUUCCUAAUAUUUAGUAUAGUAGGUCCACAUCAGCCCUUUGGCUGCCUUUCACACAACCUACUUAUCAAAUAAAGAAUGUAUGUAUGUAUGUAUGUUGCUUCUCACACUGCGUAUUUGUCUUUCAGACAACCGCCCUUAAAUGUUCCUCAGCCGUCGACCUCAGCGGGACCCUCAGGAUAUGGGACCGCUGAAGCAGGUCCCUCGGGAUUAGGAACGACAGAAAAUGGUACCUCGGAAUUGGGGUCAGGAGGCGCACAAUCUUCGGUACUCGGCGGAACGACAAAGACAGCGGGAACGAAUACAUUCUUAUCCGCAGGGAAGUCAUCUUCACCUACACCUGGGCCUUCUGCAGAGUCUGAUUCUUCAGCUUCUGAAUACUCGGCGGCAAAAGCCGCAGUUUCAACAGAUAAAGACAUUUCGCAAACAGAACUGAACUCAAAUGACGAGAACUCUGAAAUAAGGCGGCGUAGACUGGAGCGCUUUUCGAGCACCACGAAUCAAGACAGUGGUGAUAAGGAGCACGAGAACUGAUAAUGUAUAUUGCUGUUAGACACGGAUAGUUUUCAGGAAUCUUAAUGAAUAUGGACAUGCCACCUUCGAACAAAGCAGUGAGCAGUGACUCUUAAUAUAAAAUCUUAUUUAAAGUUUUUAGUUUCAGACCGGUGAAUGAAAUGAGUUCCCAAGCUUCUUCGGUAUCGGGAAGAAUGAGACAGAUUCUAAGGAAAUGUUUCUUGUAAAGGACAACGAACGAACACAUAGGACAUCUUUCUUGAGAAAGGCAACAUCCAAGAGAAGGAAAUCUAGAAAAAUUAAAUUUAAUUGAAAUAACUAUUAGUUUUUCAGGGAUAUUUUCAUAUUUCUAAACCCAUAUGGAAUACAUAAAACAACAAGGUGUGGAAAUUGAUUUCCUGGCUAGUAAAUGUCUGCUAAGAGACUUUGAGGACCUUUGAAGUAAGACAUAUUGAAGUUUAUAUGAAACUGUGGGCGAGUGUAGCUUUAAAAUUUCGCUUUCGGUAUCAAAAUAGCCUAAAGUUAAUAUUUGAAAAUGAUUGUGAUAAAAUAGAGAGGAAGACUUGAAAACAUACUCUGUCGGUUGAGGCCCGAUUUUGAUCGCUCUCUCGGAUCCAGUCUUCUUUCCCGUGUGAUCGAAAACAUUUAAGUAAACAAAAAACGAGCAAGCCUAAAAGACGCGUUCAGUAAUGUUAAAAAAAGCAUAUAGUUUAUUUCCGUUCAUUUGUUUACAAGGACACAUCACAAUUUGAAACUCAGUUGAAUUACAUAACUUUCAGCCAAAAUAGAUUUUUCCAUAUCUGAACUACAAACUGAUCAAAUAAUACCAGCAGAUUUAUGCGAUGACUUGAUUUGUUAUAUGGAAAAUGAAUUUUGUUGUUUAGAGUAAGGAUAUCUACGGAUUGAAAUAACAAAAACUAUUAUCACUAGCAUAAAUAAUUCAUAUCGGUUUAUUAUACCUGAUGAAUUUAAAGUUCACAAGGUUGUUUCACGGAUGAUUCAAGCGAUAGUCUCAGGACGAAGGGCUAACGCUUGAAACGUCGGCUUCAAAAAUUAUGUACGGUGGCUAAUUUACAUCAUGUCAGUUGAUAAAAGAAAAUUGUCGACCUCCUUCCGACGCCGCAGCACAGUUGGAAACUUACUCCCUUUAAUUUACUGAGGAAGUUGAUUAACAAAUCGUGAAACUCACAUAUCUCAAGUAAGAUUCCGCUUUGGCUGAUUGAGAG